AUGGAUGAACUCUCUAUGUAUUUUGCAACUAGUAAUGAAACAUCGAAGUCCAAGCUGAAUGAAAAGUCAGCAAAAUCAUUCACAAGGCCAACUAAUUUUCGUAAUGACCCACAACAACGCAGAAGCUUCAGAGGUCAUAUUAAGAAAAAUAAAACUAUGGAUAACAGCUCAGAUAAUCCCCACAACCCGUUCCUUAACUUAAACUGUUCUCCCAAUAGUCGCAUAUGUGGUAGCUACAACUGUGGAAGUAUCUCUACAAAAAUGCCACAUAUUCUUCCUCCUGAGAUAGAAGAGGGGAAUAUUGAGUACAAACGGAAAUUAGUUGAUCCUACACCAAAUCGUUUUGAACAGCUUGUUACUCAAAUGAAAUGGCGUCUUAAUGAAGGUGGAGGCAAAGCCAUUUAUAAAUUAGGUGUAGAUGAUGAUGGUCAUGUCAGUGGACUUCGUCCAUCUGAAUUAAUCAGUUCGUUAACAACACUUGAACGAAUGGCAAAGCGUCUAAACUCUACUCUUCAUCCUCUCAGAGAGUGUGUUAUUGAACCAACAACUAUUUCAUCAGAUAAAGAAUGUCGUAAAGCUAUUGAAGUGCUUGUUCGUCUAGCGCCGACAACUAAUGAUGGUUCACCAGAUUUAUGUGUAGCUUUAGUUGGUGGAAUGGAUUCUGGGAAAUCAACAUUAAUUAGUGUAUUAACUGAUGGUGAAUUGGAUAAUGCACGUGGUAAAGCACGAUUAAAUUUAUUUCGUCAUUUACAUGAAGUACAAUCAGGUCGUACAAGUAGUUUAAGUCGUGAAUUAUUAGGUUUUGAUAUAAAUGGUAAUGUUACUAAUUAUAAAUAUGCUGAUGGUAGAGUUUAUCGACGUUCAACAGAAGAAGUUGUUCGAAUGUCAUCCAAUUUAUUAACUUUACUUGAUUUAGCUGGACAUUCAAAAUAUCAACGUACAACAUUAGCUGGUAUUGCUUGUAAUCAACCAAUGAUGGGUAUUUUAGUAAUAUCUGCAACUAUUGGUUUAAGUAGUAUAGGAUUAGAUCAUAUACAAUUAAUUUAUUCAUUAAAUUUACCAAUGAUUAUUGUAUUAACUAAAAUUGAUCAAUUAUCUAAUGGAAUAGAACAAAUGAAACGUAUUCAAGCAAUUUAUCGUCAAUUAGUAUAUCAAUUUAAACAAAUUCAAAAUGCAUGGUCUUAUAGUUUACCAUCAUCAGCGGCAUCACCAUUGAUAUCACGAACGAAUUCCGUUUUAAAUCAUUGUCAAUUGAAUUCAAUUAGGGGGGAUUUCAAUGAUGAUCAUUUUAUGCCACCUUUUUUUCCUGUUUCAUCUGUUACUGGUCAAGGUAUUGAUAACUUAAUGCAUUUUUUAAGUCGUCUAAGUUGUUUAAAUCAAUCACCACUGCCAGCAUUGUCUAUAUCAUCAUCAUCGACAACUGAUAGUCAAAGUUCAGAACAACAACAACUACAACAAUCUAUAGAAUUCAAUAAAUUCUCCAAUGAAAAUCAUAUUCAAUUAAUGUUUAAUAAAAUUCAUGAACAAAUGAAAAUCAUUAAAACAUAUCGUGAUUUUAAUGGAACAUUAUUUUGGAUUAAUCAAGUAUACACACAGAUACCUGGUGUUUCUAAUCCAGUUAUAGUUGGACGUGUACAACUUGGUCAAUUAUUAAAUAAUCAAAUAUUAUGGCUUGGACCAGAUCAAUUUGGUGAUUUCUAUCCAGUUCAAAUUGUUAGUUUAAUGCAUAAUCGUCAAGUACAUGAUAUUGUAUACGCUGGACAAUCAGCAUCAAUGGAAGUAUAUUUUUUACCAAAAUCAUGGAAUAGUAUGAAUGAUAAACAACGUCAAAACAUUUUACAUAGUAUAUCAUCAUCCACUUCAAUGUCAUUAACAUCAUCCUCUUACAGAACAAUGAAUGAUCAUAAAAAGUCAUUUUCAUUAUUCGGUAAUAGUAGUAAUGAUUACAAUGUUUGUAAUGGCGAUAAUGAUAACUGUACUGGAAAUGAAGAGAAUAUUCCACAGAAUAAUAAGAAGAAUGUCAACAGUCUAUCAUCACCGUCAGAUAUUUACCAAUUUUAUUCACCAAUAAAAUUACGUCGUGGAAUGAUUCUUCUCACUUAUCCAAUGUUAUCAACAACAUAUUCAUCGUUUAAAACAUCAUCACCACCUGGAUUAUUACCAUGUACCAUCGAUUCUUCCCCGCUAUCAUCAUCAUCUGAAUUUAUUUGGAAUGAACAAUUAAAAUCUAAACAUUAUAUUAAUUUCACUGUCGUAUGGACAGUUAAAUUGAAAUUAAUUCGUCGUCUACCUAUAGUAUCUUUUAAAUUAGGUAAUCCACCGGUAAUUUUAACACCAAUUCCAUCAAUUGGACAACGUGUAAGUAUUUAUGCUGGAUGUGUUUGUCAAACUGGUGUUGUACUAGAAACGAUACAUCAAUGUAAACAUGAACAAGAAAUGCAACAGAACAACUUGAAAGAUGAAAUGAUGAAUAAUAAUGAGAAUCAUUUCAAUGAUACAACUUAUAUUUUAUUACGUUUUACUCGUCAUCCAGAAUUAAUUGAAAUAGGUCGACAAUUUAUAUUAACAUGGAAUGGAAAUUUAAAAACUAUCGGUUAUGCUGUUGAAUUAAUUGAUCCAUUAAAACAUCAAUAUAAUCUUUCAUUGAAUACUCCUUCUAAUAAUGAUACAACUACUAUUGCCGAUAUUCACUCUCUCAAUGAUAUUCAUAAUUAUUCAAUGAUUAAUACAAUAGUAGAUCCUGUUUGUUGGAGUAAUCCUAAACAAAAUUCUUUAUCAUUUCAAGAAAAAGAUGAUUAUGAUUGGUCUACUAUACGAAUGUCUUUUAUUAAUCGAACAAUAACAAUGAAUUCAUUAUAUCAUUGUAAUAAUAAUAAUAAUAAUAAUAAUAAUAAUAAUAAUAAUGAAACAAUAGUUAAUGAUCCAUUUGGAUCUAUGGAUAAUUUACAUUCAUCGUCAUCAUCAUCUAAUUUACUAUCAUCAUCAUUACCAUCAUCAACUAUGGAAUGUCAUACUAAUCUAACAAAUAAUGAACAAUUGAAGAUGUCAAUAACGAAUUCUUUAAUUCCUAUUAAUCAUUUAACAAGUUUAUCAGAAUUAGUACAAGGUCAUGAUAUUGACGUCGACGACAACACUAAUGAUGAUGAUGAUAAUAAUAAUAAUAAUAAUACAAAUGAUGUCAAUAAUGUUAAACAAUCUUCUCAAUCAUCUAUUGUACAUCAAAAAUCAUCGAUAUCCUCAUCAAGAGGUGUCACAACAUCUACAUCCUCAUCUAAUAAUAAGAAUAAACGACAUCAUAGACGAAAACAGAAACGUUAAUUAUUAUUAGUUCUUUCAUGAUUUAUUUAUUUAUUUAUUGAUAGCUGAUUAGUCACUUAGCUCAGCUUACUAUUAUUAUUAUUAUUAUU
Messenger RNA from Schistosoma rodhaini, 3407 nucleotides. NCBI's taxonomy places the organism in Eukaryota, Metazoa, Platyhelminthes, Trematoda, Strigeidida, Schistosomatidae. The record is from the annotation of a GenBank genome assembly.